Messenger RNA from Iphiclides podalirius (scarce swallowtail), 423 nucleotides. The record is from the annotation of a GenBank genome assembly. NCBI's taxonomy places the organism in Eukaryota, Metazoa, Arthropoda, Insecta, Lepidoptera, Papilionidae.
AUGAGUACGAGAUCCCAAUAUAGAUACAACACAGCCAAAGCAAACACUGCGAUGUCCUCGUACUGGUUCUGCUUGACUUGUGGACUGGCCAAUUACUUGAAAGCAUGCAUCACAUAUCAAGUCUCCAGAGGAGGAGUUUUCAUAGCGACGCUCUUCGGGCUGGGCCUGGCGAUGGUAACCCUAGCCUGGGAGGUGUUUUACUACAAACGCAAAGAAAGAAACAUGAACAAAGCCAAGACCAUAGACAAGGAGGCGUUCGCGCCGAAAGUUGUCCGAUCCAAGAUGGCGGACGGCGUCGCUAAACUAAGAAAGCGCGGGAAAGAAAACCCGCCGCGGAACGUCACUAUCGGCGAUAAAUUCAAGCCUGUCGUCGAGAAACCUGUGUCGUUUAUUAACGUUUAUCCAAAGGGUGGUUACAGGCCG